This is a messenger RNA of Petromyzon marinus (sea lamprey), 2825 nucleotides long. RefSeq names its product tetraspanin-31-like. The record is from RefSeq and is a predicted model, not a curated record. Gene Ontology annotation, cellular component: membrane. NCBI's taxonomy places the organism in Eukaryota, Metazoa, Chordata, Hyperoartia, Petromyzontiformes, Petromyzontidae.
UCGUGAUGACAUCAGCCCAAGCGGGUCCCGUGAACUCGUCAGCGGUGGCGGGGUCCACGUGGGCGGACACCGCCAAUCGUGUCGGGUGGGCAGGCGACUUGGCCUGGGCCCUGCCUCGUAACGUCUGGGCGGGGCUACGGAGCGACAGGGAAGCGAGAAGAGAGGAGACACGGGGCGCUCCCAUCCGCCUCUCGGCUACACACACAGAGAGAGAGACGCGCGGACACUAGACAGACACUAGGUAGACACGCGGGGAGACGGCGCGGGCACCUGACAUGGCCAGCAUGGGCUGCGGAGGAUUCGCGUGCGCCAAGAACGCGCUGUGCGUGCUCAACCUGCUGUACAUGGUGGUGGGGCUGCUUCUCAUCUGCGUGGCCGCAUACGCCAAGGGGAUCGGAGUGGUGUCCAGCAUCCAGAUCAUCGGUGGAGUCAUCGCCGUGGGCUCCUUCCUCUUCCUCAUCUCCAUCCUGGGCCUCGUGGCUGCGGUGCGGCACCACCAGGUCCUGCUCUUCUUCUACAUGCUCAUCCUCUUCGUGCUCUUCCUCGUGCAGCUGAGCGUCUCCUGCGCCUGCCUGGCUCUCGACCGCAUCCACCAGAUAAACCUGCUGCACAUCGGCUGGAACAACGCAUCUCCCGCCACGCGCAACGACAUCCAGACGCACUUCCACUGCUGCGGAUUCAACGACACCGCGCAAGCCACUAACUGCACCAAGGGUUCUUCUCCAUGCCUGGACGUCUUGCAGAGUUUCUCGGAGCAGGUGCUGCAGGUGGCGGGCGGUGUGGGCCUCUUCUUCUCCUUCACCGAGAUUGUCACCGUGUGGCUCACCUGGCGCUUCAGGAACAUGAAGGACCCGCAGGCCGAUCCCAACGCCUUCCUCUAGCCGAGCGUCGCCUCUCCAGUCCACACCCCAACACUCCCCCCUCUCCUCUCCCGCCCCCCCUCCCCCGCCUCCCGACCCCCACCACGACUCAUAUUUGCCAGCGCCGUGCCGCUAAGCUGCCUUUGCUCUGUAUCAACCGCGCACGCGCGCGCGAGGAGUUGUUUGGCGGCGCUCGGGGGAAGCCGAUUCGCCGGCCUCGCCACUGCGCUGCUGCUCCUCUUGCGACGCCCUCAUCAAAAGUCGCUCGUGGCGCUCGCUCGGAGGACGAGCGAGCCAUCACGAGCACGUCUCUUCGCGUGAAAUGCGCGAGCACGCGAUAACGCACGCGUGCGCGCUCGCUCGCAUCCGCAGACAAGCCAGUGAUUCUGGAACGUUGGACCAACGUUGGCAUAUUUACUGGGAAGCGGACACACACACACACUAACGCGCACACACGCGUAUAUGCAUGUAUACAUGCACGCACACAAGACAAAAAUCCCCUGUAUAGCCUUAACAGACUGUUGGGGAAAGUGCUGUUAGCGAGCACCUGUGCAGGCCGACAUGGCACAUGAAGGCGAUUGGUGGCCAGCACCACGCCCGGCCGCCUUUGUAUCCCGAGUGGCAAUGUUUACACACCACACCAGGUACUCAUUUAAGGCGGAGUUCACAUGGGGAAGGCCCAGGAACGGUUUAGAUAAUCGUCACUGAUGUUGGCCACGAGCGGGAAUCGAACUCUGGUCGCCGGGUUAGAAGCGCAACGCGCUAACCACUGAGCCACCGCUCCUCAUACAUGCACAUGUACACAUAUACUAAAGGUCACUUGCAAAUGAGACUGUCCUGGUCCCAUUUAUUCUCACCUUGUUAAACAAAAUAAACAUCACUAAAGCACACACGCAAUGAAUAGUACACACGCACACCAAACCACCACCCACGUACAUACACAUAUACAUGCGCACAUGCACAUUGACCUCUCUCUGAGCUUGGUUCACCCCCUUUCACCCCAAUCAAGUUCUCUGAAGGCAUCAUGCAGAUGGCACUAUGCCCGGCCGCCUUUGUCUCUCCAGCACUUAAUGUUUAUUCACUAUAGCAGCUAUUUGCACACACUGCGAUGCAUUCACACGCUAAGCACACACAUACACACUGAGUACACAUGCAUACACUAAGUAUACACGCGCAUAGGCCCAGACAAAAGGCAGGUCGGCAACUUUAGAAGUUCACAUCCGUGAUGUUGGGGGGGGGGGGUGAGACAAAUGCGAGUGUUGGAGGAGGGGGAGGAGGUAGGAUGAGCCUCACCAUCUCAGAGGGUGAGGGCAGUGGCGUAACUACAUCAUCAGCUUAGGGGGUGCGGCAAACCGGUUAGGUGGGGCCCCAGGACCGUAAAAAAACAAAUCUCAUGGUGGUUGACAAGGGGGCCCCCAACUGGUAGCUUUGGCCACCAGGGGGGCGUGGGCAAGGCACCCCCUGCCCCCCAAGCUCGUUACGCUACUGGGUGAGGGCACCUGUGAUCCCGGUAGCGUCUCGCCCACAAUGUUAUUGGUGAGCCAGGCUGCUGGGCAGCGUGUGGGGCUGCCAGUCUCACUGUUACCGUGGGUGAGGUGGGGAGCGUUCGGAAGCUGUCCGUGACCACAGAUAGUAAAGGAGUGAGAGUCAUUGAAGGAAAUUCUAUCUGGGUCACGUGACCGAUCCACUAAUAAUAGCGUUGUAGGGCGAGGAUCCGUCGGACACCGUGGUUGGUGAUCUCCACGUCACUGGGACUCGAGGCUGGGUCGAGCGAUCUCGACACACGGGGUAAGGGGGAGGAGUUCCAUAGAGACGGACACAGAAGGGUGCCGCGGUGUCUGGGAGAUGUUAACUACCUCGCCUGGUAUACAGGAGGUCGUGGGCUCGAUCCCGAUCUUGACCUCUGUAUAUUUGGAGUUUGCAUGUUCUCCCCGUCGUGUGGAUUUUUCUCCGGAUCAUCCGGGU